AUGCCAGCAGCCCCUACCGAAUUAGACAUUAUCGACUCGCAAGUAUCGCCUCAAGUUCGUGCCGCUUACAAUUUAAAACUUGCACAAUUUCAACACAGUGCCAAAUCGUACUGGCAAUUCUCCAUUGUCCCCAACAAGUUUGUCCAAUCGUUAAAAGACACAAACGACACCACAUUUAACUACCUUGACGAACAUUUUGGUAAAAUUGGUGAAUGGGAUGACUUGGUGGGAGAGCUACGUCAAUUGAAUCAAGAAGCCGAUGACGAAACGCAGUACAAGAUUUUAUUUUUGGCGCGUCAUUACACGGGAUAUCACAAUGUGGCCCAUGCCAAGUAUGGAGACGAUGCAUGGAACAACCACUGGUCGAAAUUGAAUGGCGACGAUGAGUACACAUGGGGACCUGAUGCGGAGUUGAUUCCUGAGCUGGUUGAAUUGGCGAAAAAUAAUAGUCAAUUAGUAGCUAAAGAGUUGGAAAAUAAUCGUCAUCAUGAUAAAUCAUUGAUUUUGCUACAAAAGAUGUAUGUGUCGCCAUUAAGUCGAUCAGUUGAUACAUUGUAUUACACAUGGAGCCCUAUUGUCAAUUUACGCCAGUUGCGGCCGUAUAUUCAGGAAAAUUGGCGUGAGACAACUGGUGUACACACGUGCGAUAAACGGUCAACUAAAACCAUAAUUGCUAACAAGUACACCAAAUUGGGGUUUGUUAUUGAACCGGGAUUCACUGAACAAGAUGAAUUGUAUCGCGAUGAUUAUCGUGAACUGUUUGAUGAACAGGCGGCAAGGAUGAAUAUCGCACUUCAGCAGUUGUUCUCCGAGAAUCAUGGCAAUGGCGUUGACAUUGUGGGCAUUACUAGUCAUUCGGGUAGUAUCAAGACGCAGUUGAUGGUGUUGGGACACCGACCAUUUGCUGUGCAAACUGGUGGAAUGAUUCCUGUGUUUGUGAAAGCAGUUAGGCACAAGGGCGGUUCUUCAAGUGGAGCAAGUGAGGAGAAGUUGUAG
Molecule: messenger RNA, 996 nt
Organism: Lodderomyces margitis
Lineage: Eukaryota; Fungi; Ascomycota; Pichiomycetes; Serinales; Debaryomycetaceae
Product: putative phosphomutase
Exons: 1
Coding region: 1-996 (331 amino acids)
Cellular component (GO): cytoplasm
Molecular function (GO): phosphatase activity
Source: RefSeq, a predicted model, not a curated record